UUUAAUAUCUAGAAUCUUAAUCAAACACGAAAAUAAUCAAUUGCAUCAGCUGACCUUUUGCAUGAUCAAUUUGCAAAAUUGAUUGAACCCAAUUGACGUAAAUUAAGCUCAGGAUGAUCACGAUUGAAUCUUUGGACCUAAAUGACUCGUGUAUAACACUCAACCCAUGCAGCAGCUGUCGUCGUCUACCUCCCCAAUUAUGUGCGCCAACAACCUUUUUCCAUGGAUCAUUUUGACCUCUCUUGUCCAAGUGCAAUGCCUGUACAUAGCUUUGAAGAUACGGCAAUCUCAACAACAUCUUUCACCACUGCUCGAUCGCCAUUUACAGGUCAAGUAGGCUGAAACGUCAUAAUCCAGCACUAGCAAUCAGUAUACAGCAGCUGCAUGUCUUCACUUGGAAUGAUGGAAAGUGUCCGGUGGCUCGCUCGGUAUACUUUCUAUGAUGGCGACAACUUCCACAGAAGCAUUUCAUCGAGCACCAUGAAGUCACUUUAUGGACUCGACUGUGGAUAGUCUCUGCAACAUGGAACGCGUUGUAAAGCCAGGAAGAGUUGACUUCUUCAUUGAGGCUCCUCCGUCGUGGUCUCGUCGGCACAAAGCCGAAGUAGGAGGAGCAUGUGACGGCCACUUUGCAUCAUUCCUCUACCAUAUAUGUUGCUCCAGGCAUGGCAAGACUGUUGUCGGCUCGUUACAGAUCGGUCAUUUCGUCAAACACAUAGGAACCGAUGGAGAGGGACUCGCUGGAGUUGACAAAGAGCUCAAAAGAUUAGGACGCCCCCAAGUGCUAUUGGCUCACCGGGGUUGACCAUCGAUCUCGGUGGGCGUAAAAGUCUCUUCUUCCAUUGCCCGCACCUCUCCCCAAACAUUGUGAUCGACAGCACAGCCAACAUCUCCCACUCCAUAUAUUGCCACUGACAUCUCUUGCUCAGCAUCUUCAUCUCUCACCAUGACUUCCAGCUAAACAAAUCCUCACUCAUGAGCAGAUUUGCUUCUUCUUCUGCAUCAUCUCGACACAUUCUGCAUCAGCUAAGUCAUGAGUAAUCUGAGCCUCCCAAGAGCCAUGAUGAUGUUUCAUCAAGUUUACGACAGAGGUUAAUAGCAUAAGCUUCCAAGAGUUGGUUCUUUCCCCUUCACUCCGAGUGAUCAUAACAACAACAGAGUAAUAGUAGGAGGAGUUGAUCCUUCUUGUGAAGCUUUCUUUGCAUGGAAAAGGUUGGAGGAGAUGGCAAAGAAAAGAGGGCGAAGGGGCUGAUACUGAAGACCUUGGAACGGUGCCGGUCGAUGGCCGGCCAGCGCAGAGGAGGAAGGCAGGAAGCGCCGCCGGAGGGGUGCUUCGCGGUGUACGUCGGGCCAGACAGGGAGCGGUUCGUGAUCCGAACCGAGUGCGUGAACCACCCUCGCUUCAGGGUGCUGCUGGAGGAGGCGGAGAUGGAGUUCGGCUACUCCAACUCCGGCCCUCUCGAGCUCCCGUGCCAUGUAGAGGUCUUCCAUGAGGUCUUGUGGGAGAUGGAACAGGAGGCGGUGGAGUCGUCUUGGUGCAUCGUCGGCAGAGGAGGAGGAGGAGGAGGACAUGGCGGAUAUCGUUCUUUGAGGUCGGUCAACCGAUGAAACAUGCUACGUGCUCUUUGCUUCCUUGUUCAUGUCUGAGGACACGCAGACUUCGAUCUGCAUGUCAAUCUCUUUCCAAAGUAUAAUAACUGUGUUACGAGUUCUUGAGUUACAACUCGGUCUUCUUCUACACAAGGAUUCUUGUCUGCUUGAUCACUUCUACUUGUAGAGUGAUGUAGCUUGCAAGCAUAGCCAUCUGUGCCUACUGCAAACUUCUUCCUUUGAACUUACUGCAA
This is a messenger RNA of Musa acuminata subsp. malaccensis (wild Malaysian banana), 1844 nucleotides long. The record is from RefSeq and is a predicted model, not a curated record. Lineage: Eukaryota; Viridiplantae; Streptophyta; Magnoliopsida; Zingiberales; Musaceae.